Messenger RNA from Hyphopichia burtonii NRRL Y-1933, 1401 nucleotides. It is a transcript of the gene SER33, whose product is annotated as phosphoglycerate dehydrogenase. NCBI's taxonomy places the organism in Eukaryota, Fungi, Ascomycota, Pichiomycetes, Serinales, Debaryomycetaceae. Gene Ontology annotation, molecular function: oxidoreductase activity, acting on the CH-OH group of donors, NAD or NADP as acceptor; NAD binding. The record is from RefSeq and is a predicted model, not a curated record. The coding region runs from base 1 to 1401 and encodes 466 amino acids. The transcript has a single exon.
AUGUCAGCUGAACAAAUUUCCAAUACUUUCCAAAAAGCCAUGAAUAUUUCUGGUUCUCCUAACGCAGUUUCAACUUCUCCAACUCAAUCAUAUUUAUCACAAUAUUUCCCAGGAGGUAAUCAACAAAAAACUAGUAAAGCUUUAAAACCAUUUUCAACUGGAGAUAUUAAGAUUUUAUUAUUAGAAAAUGUUAAUUUAACUGCAAUUAAUAUUUUCAAAAAUCAAGGAUAUCAAGUUGAAUUUUAUAAAUCCUCAUUACCAGAAGAUGAAUUAAUUGAAAAAAUUAAAGAUGUUCAUGCAAUUGGUAUUAGAUCAAAAACUAAGUUAACUGAAAAAAUAUUACAACACGCUAAAAAUUUAGUUGUUAUUGGAUGUUUUUGUAUUGGUACUAAUCAAGUUGAUUUAGAAUAUGCUGCUAAAUCAGGAAUUUCAGUUUUCAACUCUCCAUUUUCAAAUUCAAGAUCAGUUGCUGAAUUAGUCAUUGCUGAAAUUAUCACUUUAGCCAGACAAUUAGGUGAUCGUUCUAUUGAAUUACACACCGGUACUUGGAAUAAAGUUAGUUCAAAAUGUUGGGAAAUUAGAGGUAAAACUUUAGGUAUUGUUGGUUAUGGUCAUAUUGGUUCUCAAUUAUCGGUUUUGGCUGAAGCCAUGGGUAUGAAUGUCAUCUAUUAUGAUGUUGUGAUGAUUAUGGCCUUAGGUAAUUCAAAACAAGUUGAUACUUUAGAUGAAUUAUUAUCAAAAUCUGAUUUUGUUACUUUACAUGUUCCUGCCACUAGUGAAACUGCUAAUUUAUUAAGUGCUCCUCAAUUUGCUGCAAUGAAAGAUGGUGCUUAUGUUAUCAAUGCUUCAAGAGGUACUGUUGUUGAUAUUGCUGCUUUAGUUCAAGCAAUGAAAUCAGGUAAAAUUGCCGGUGCUGCUUUAGAUGUUUAUCCAAAUGAACCAGCUAAAAAUGGUGAAAAUUUAUUCAAUAAUGAUUUAAACUCUUGGGCUGAAGAAUUAACUUCCUUAAGAAAUGUCAUCUUAACUCCUCAUAUUGGUGGUUCCACUGAAGAAGCUCAGUCUUCAAUUGGUGUUGAAGUUGCUUCUUCUUUAACUAAAUAUAUUAAUGAAGGUAGUUCAAUUGGUGCAGUUAAUUUCCCAGAAGUCUCUUUAAGAGAUUUAGAUUUAGAUCAAGAAAACUCUGUUAGAGUCUUAUAUAUCCAUCAAAAUGUUCCUGGGGUCUUGAAAACUGUUAACAAUAUCUUAUCAAAUCAUAAUAUUGAAAAACAAUUCACCGAUUCAAGAGGUGAUGUUGCCUACUUAAUGGCCGAUAUCUCUCAAGUCGAUCUUGCUGAUAUCAAAUCCUUAUACGAACAAUUAGAACAAACCCCUUACAAAAUCGCAACCCGUUUAUUAUAUUAA